Phytophthora nicotianae INRA-310 is the source of this 1593-nucleotide messenger RNA. RefSeq lists its product as hypothetical. Lineage: Eukaryota; Oomycota; Peronosporomycetes; Peronosporales; Peronosporaceae. The transcript has a single exon. Bases 61 to 1362 code for a protein of 433 amino acids. The record is from RefSeq and is a predicted model, not a curated record.
UAAGAAUAACGGAUACUCCGGAAUUAUCGCCGGAUUAGAAGGGUUAACACUCCACUUGAGAUGGAGAGCGGGAAGUCAGUAGACGCCUUCUUGGACGAAGUGGCAACGUUUCUAGACCAGACUGACGCCCCUGAAGGUACCAGGAAUCACAGUCACGAGGAAGCUACGACACCUGUUGAUGACCAGCUUCUCCUGGCCAGCCAUCAACUGUUAGCGGAGACGGAGGAUCUGCUUGCUUCACACAAGAACUCAGACUACUACCAGCGACAACAAGACGUUCGUUCUGCGUCAACGAAUGCCAAAUCAUCUGAGGACGACAGGAGUGAAUCUCAGUGUACUGACGUACUCUCCGCAGAAAAGCGGCGUGAGAUUCGAAACGCUCUGGCAGCCCAGCGCCGAGUGCGGUAUCGUCAAAAGCUAAAAGAUGAGAAGGAAGUAUUAAAACAACAAGCCACUGAGCUGUCUGCUCAACUGACCAGUUUACAGACUAGUCAAGCUAAACGGAAGGCAAAACAUGCGAGCAAUUUGAUGUUCGGCGCUUGGCGAGCAGUUGCAGCUCGACAACUGGAAAGACGAAUGCAAGCGGAGCAACAGCAGAAACUGUUAAGAGCGGAAGUGGUUGGAAGGUCGAGACUGAUCCGCCGGAUGAGCAUGCUGUUGGAUAAACUACUGGAGGGUAGUCAACGCAACAGACUCGUUGAGUGGGAGUCGAUAGAAACGGAUUUAGAGUCUGGGGGAUCUCCGUUGUUUAAAACGGUGCUGGACGAUGUGGACGCUGCAUAUCUACAAAUUAAUAGUGUGAUGAACGGCUUGACUUUUGAGUCAGCGACGCAGACACCGUACAAGUUGACACGUCAGCGGAAAAAGAGUGCAGUAUACUUUGACACUAUGGAUCGAAUGGUCUUUCCGUACAAGUUUGAGCAAGCGGCUGACGUUAUAUCGACAGUGAUGCUGACCAACCCAGACGAGAUCGUUACGGUUCAGGACUUGAAGGACACUCUAACGUUGAAGUAUCAUCUAAAAUACCAGCUUAGUGCCGAAGAGAGCGCGUCUUUUAGAGUCUACGCUGCAGGCAAAAGAUACCGAGAAAAGGACCGCUUGGUGUUUGUGUGGCGGAGCAUGACGGAGGGACUUGGACAGUUUGAGGGAUUGCAGUCUAAAGAAACGGCGUGGAUGGUUGUUCGCCCGUCAAGUGAAAAGACUGGCCGGAGCUGCACUAUUUUAGAAAGCUCUUCGCGCGUAGAGCCAAUUGGGUUUGGCUCUGCGUCUGGAUGUGACGGCAAAGUAGACCGGUUUGUGGAUACUCUCGCAAAAUCUGGUGGAGAGGAGUUCAAGCUACUGAUAGAAACAUGGAGAAUUUGAUGAUAUAGUGGUUUUUUUUUUCUCCUACUCUUCGUGUCAAAAAAUGCCUCACAUUUUCAAGAAUUGACCGGAUAGAGUUGAUCCUGAUGACUGAUAUGUUACACUAACUUCAUCGCCACUAGGAAUUUUAUUCCUAGUGGUAACAAAGUACAUAGAUGUGUGACGCACAGUUCCAAUUUCCCUCUUUUUCAGUGCCAAAACUUCAUGUAUCUCAGAGUGAGGACUUUCGCC